AGUUUUCAGACGGAUUGCCUCAGACCACACUGUCUCUACUUGCCCAGCCCUGUGGAAGAUCAGCGACCAUGUAUUCCAAUGUGAUAGGAACCGUAACCUCUGGAAAAAGCAUGGGGAAUUGAGCACAUAAUACUCCAAAUAACCAUCAGUUGAUUCUAAUUCCAACAUGACCAUGUCCAGGCAACUGAACUAUCCCCUGGCAAGAAGUCUAGGACUGAACCUGCCCUGGGCCCUUGUACUUGGUUCAAAGGCUUUAACCCUUCUCUUGGUCACACCAGGAAGGUUUAUCUUUUGUCCUUGCUGCUCAUUGGCUUCUGGGACUGUGUGACCUGUCACAGGAGCCCUGUGGACAUCUGCACAGCCAAGCCACGGGACAUUCCCAUGAAUCCCAUGUGCAUUUACCGCUCCCCGGAGAAGAAGGCAACUGAGGAUGAGGGCUCAGAACAGAAGAUCCCUGAGGCCACCAACCGGCGUGUCUGGGAACUGUCCAAGGCCAAUUCCCGCUUUGCUACCACUUUCUAUCAGCACCUGGCAGAUUCCAAGAAUGACAAUGAUAACAUUUUCCUGUCACCCCUGAGUAUCUCCACGGCUUUUGCUAUGACCAAGCUGGGAGCCUGUAAUGACACCCUCCAGCAACUGAUGGAGGUAUUUAAAUUUGACACCAUAUCUGAGAAAACAUCUGAUCAGAUCCACUUCUUCUUUGCCAAACUGAACUGCCGACUCUAUCGAAAAGCCAACAAAUCCUCCCAGUUAGUAUCAGCCAAUCGCCUUUUUGGAGACAAAUCCCUUACCUUCAAUGAGACCUACCAGGACAUCAGUGAGUUGGUAUAUGGAGCCAAGCUCCAGCCCCUGGACUUCAAGGAAAAUGCAGAGCAAUCCAGAGCGGCCAUCAACAAAUGGGUGUCCAAUAAGACGGAAGGCCGAAUCACCGACGUCAUUCCCCCGGAAGCCAUCAACGAGCUCACUGUUCUGGUGCUGGUUAACACCAUUUACUUCAAGGGCCUGUGGAAGUCAAAGUUCAGCCCUGAGAACACAAGGAAGGAACUGUUUUACAAGGCUGAUGGAGAGUCAUGUUCAGCAUCUAUGAUGUACCAGGAAGGCAAGUUCCAUUAUCGGCGCGUGGCUGAAGGCACCCAGGUGCUUGAGUUGCCCUUCAAAGGUGAUGACAUCACCAUGGUCCUCAUCUUGCCCAAGCCUGAGAAGAGCCUGGCCAAGGUGGAGAAGGAACUCACCCCAGAGGUGCUGCAGGAGUGGCUGGAUGAGUUGGAGGAGAUGAUGCUGGUGGUCCACAUGCCCCGCUUCCGCAUUGAGGACAGCUUCAGUUUGAAGGAACAGCUGCAAGACAUGGGCCUUGUCGAUCUGUUCAGCCCUGAAAAGUCCAAACUCCCAGGUAUUGUUGCAGAAGGCCGGGAUGACCUCUAUGUCUCAGAUGCAUUCCAUAAGGCAUUUCUUGAGGUAAAUGAAGAAGGCAGUGAAGCAGCUGCAAGUACCGCUGUUGUGAUUGCUGGCCGUUCGCUAAACCCCAACAGGGUGACUUUCAAGGCCAACAGGCCUUUCCUGGUUUUUAUAAGAGAAGUUCCUCUGAACACUAUUAUCUUCAUGGGCAGAGUAGCCAACCCUUGUGUUAAGUAAAAUGUUCUUAUUCUUUGCACCUCUUCCUAUUUUGGUUUGUGAAUAGAAGUAAAAAUAAAUACAACUACUUCCAUCUCACAUUAUAAAUGGACUCUGCAUUUGAAAUGAAGACAAGGAAAGGGGAAACAUGCUAUUGGGGCAUUUGGUAAAAUGAUGCCUUCAAGUUGUUCUUUACCCAGUAACCACAUAUGGAUCAAGAAAAUGAGGGAGAGAGCGAUAAAAGAUGGUAGAGAGCCAGAAAGGGAAGGGAGAGUGAAUUCUGAGUAUUUCCAUCACACUAAAACAUAUCAAAAAUUUAAACAAAUUAGUUUCUAUAUAUAGAAAAGACAGAUUCAAAUCUGAGUAUUAAACCAUUUAAUUCUCAAACCACUCACAUGCAUAAUGUUCUUUUACACAGUGUUAAAAUAAAGGGGAAAAUGCAUUUUUAUACAAACAGAAUUUCAAGUAUACAUUAAUAGACUUCUCAGAUUACUAACCAAGUUGCUAAGAUUUCAUUCACAUUGUUCUUAAAGCUGUUCAACGAGAAAGCUUUUGCUAAACUGCUUUAAAUAUGUUUAUAUAAACCCAUAUUUUCACUCUUUCUUUGAAUCUCCCUCCCCCAACCCGAGUCUCUGCCCACCCUCCUGCCCUCCCACCUUCCCCGACAUGACAGGGGUCCUGGGGCUCUAGGAGACAUGCAACCCCACCAAGAACUAUUGGCUUGUCUUCAGGGGAAGGACAGAAUCUUACAGGAGGAGAGACUGAGAACACCUGUCAAAUGAAGGGAGAACAAAUCUGAUACUUAGAAAUGACACAAAUCAGGAUAUCUUAAGAGUCUUUGUGUUUUCACUUGAUUUUUAAUUUAAAAAAUCUCAGCCGCCCACAAACCACCACCAAAAUUUCUGACAAAUUGGUAGCUGUGAAAAUAAUCUUAGGUAGUUUUUCCCCAGUGAAACUUCCAAAAUCAGGACAGGUAUUUAGAACCCUUUUUCAAUUUGGUGGUUCUUUUUCCCUUUGGCAUGGAGUGGGGGCCACUUAAAAGUGGAUGUUAUUACUUGUGUGUUUACAUUAAGAAAUUUGGUUCAUUUCACAGGGUCUGGUAAGAGUUCUCCCUCCUUAACUCUCCUCCUGAAGUAAUCUGGUUUCAGGGCCAGGAACAGCCACUCUCCUUAGGAAUUAAAGUGCAUUUUUUUUUCAGUAAAGGGAAAGAGGGGGAGGUGGUGGUUUACACUUAAGUGAUGAUUAAAGUAGGGUUGGGUGAGAGAAAAUCCUACUCCUAUAUAUAGGUAUUUAUAAUUAAGGUCAUAAUAAAAACUGAUAUUCUUAGGAAAUAAGAUGCACAAAGCCAGUCUAGCACCCUCAGUGGUGCAAGAGCACUAUUCUGGUUCACUGACUUUCCCGAGGCAUCUUUACUAUUAAUGGAGUAACUGCUUCAGAUAAAAAGACACAAAUCUCAAACAUUAGUUUUUUUCAAAGGGAAAAAACAGACUGGUAGGUUCUUACAGCUAAAAAUACUCUAUUCCAUUCCCUUUCAGGGAUAACAUUUUAGAAACUGAUUGUCUGUUUUAAUACGAAUCCUCCUUGAUUAGCAAGUUGUAAAAAAUAUUAGAUAAAUUUGUUGUUUACAAAUAUUAUGGUAGCCUUUAGAAACUUGGGAAGAGGUGGGCGUAGUUGAUCCUUGCUAUUAAUCAAUAUCAACUGAGAGGAAGUGAAAUUUUCCUAUGAUCUCUUUAUUUGAUCGCUACCAUCAGAAUCUUAUUUUCUGACUAGUUUAAAUGCUUUACAAUUUCUUCUUGGGUUAAAAACCCAAGAGUUUCCCAUAGAGAAGUAAAUGCUACAUUAACAGCUAUACAAAGAUGUGAUGGGCUCAAGAUGAGAAGGGGGAUCUUGUCCUGGAUUCUGGCCUCUGAGUCCAGUGUGAUCUGCUUUUCACAGUGACCAGUGUGAAGGCACAGUGCCAGGGACAGGUAGAUGGGGACAGCUGUCACCCAUCAUAUAAGCACCAUAGAGAACAGCUGGAUAGAUUUCUUUCAGACUAUGUCCAUCUGAAGGAAAUCAAAUUUCUGCUACAUUGACUUUUCUGUCUUUGAGCCCUCAGCCUUUCUUUUCCUUUCAGAGGCAGAGCAGAGCGGGUCCCAUUCAGAAAUUAUGAGGAGCCUAGAAACCUAAAUGUUCUUUCAAUGUACUCAUUUAGAAAGAAAUGCCAAAAAUAGAGUUCUAGGCCAAGCACAGUGGCUCAUGCGUGUAACUUUGGGAGUCCUAGGUGGGAGGAUCGCUUGAGCCCAGGAGUUUGAGACCAGCCUGGGCAACAUAGUGAGACUCUGUCUCUAAAAGAAAAUAGA
Nomascus leucogenys (northern white-cheeked gibbon) is the source of this 3953-nucleotide messenger RNA. RefSeq names its product serpin family C member 1 (gene SERPINC1). Gene Ontology annotation, molecular function: serine-type endopeptidase inhibitor activity. Gene Ontology annotation, biological process: regulation of blood coagulation. Lineage: Eukaryota; Metazoa; Chordata; Mammalia; Primates; Hylobatidae. The coding region runs from base 382 to 1632 and encodes 416 amino acids. The record is from RefSeq and is a predicted model, not a curated record. The transcript has 8 exons.